GGAUCUAGUGCGCAUGUUCUUCUUGCUUUAUACUAUCUGUAUCUCCCUGCAUUUUGGCCCUAUUGAAUGUUUGAUUUGUUAGCAAUGAAUUGAUAUUUUCCAGCAAGACGGCCUUUCUUCGUGUGUAAAGAUAUUUCCUAGUUCAUWUAGGGAUCGUUGUGGUUUGAUAUUUAUAGGCUUUGUGGCACGAUUGUCCUGUACAUUAUUAAGCCGCGCUUAAACUCCGAGGUGAUUUCGGUUCACUUUGCUCGUUGGUCUUUCUCUUGAAACGGYUCCAGUUUAUCACUAUUUGGAUGCAAAGAACUAACUGUUCUGAAAAUGGAAAGUAAGGAUAAGGAGAAUCCGUCGGAAGAGGCUGCAAAACGAACUGGUACUCGUGUUUUUAAAAAGACAUCCCCAAGCGGCAAGAUAACGACAUAUCUUGGCAAACGAGAUUUUAUAGAUCAUAUUGAACAUAUCGACCCUGUUGAUGGUGUUGUUCUUGUUGACCCAGAGUAUGUCAAAGAUGGCAAAAAAGUGUAUGCACAUGUUUUGGCUGCAUUCAGAUAUGGAAGAGAAGACUUGGAUGUACUUGGUCUUACAUUCAGGAAGGAUUUAUUCUUGGCAACAGUCCAAGUUUAUCCACCCAAACCAGAAGAUCAAAAGCCGAUGACAAGAUUACAAGAGCGAUUGCUCAAGAAGCUUGGUUCUAAUGCUUAUCCAUUUAAAUUUGACCUUCCCCCAGGCUCACCCUCUUCUGUCACUCUACAACCAGCACCAGGAGACACAGGAAAGCCUUGUGGGGUUGAUUAUGAACUAAAGACUUACGUCUCGGAAUCUGCGGAGGAGAAACCACACAAAAGGGACACAGUUCGACUUGCAAUACGUAAACUAACUUACGCACCAGAGAGACCACAGCCUCAGCCGUUUGCUGAAGCAGAGAAGGAUUUUAUGAUGAGUUCAUAUCCUCUUCAUGUAGAAGCAAGCUUAGACAAAGGAUUAUACUACCAUGGAGAAACUAUAGCAGUGAAUAUUCACGUGUCUAAUCGUUCAUCCAAGACAUGCAAGAAAGUUAAAAUAACAGUUCGACAGUUUGCAGACAUAUGUCUGUUUUCAACAGCUCAGUACAAAUGUCCAGUAGCAGUGCUAGAAUCUGAGGAUGGUUUCCCAGUUGGUCAGAGUGGUACUCUAUCCAAAGUUUAUUGCCUGACUCCUCUUCUAGAUGAUAACAGAGACAAGAGAGGACUUGCAUUGGAUGGCAAACUUAAACAUGAAGACACAAACCUAGCCUCAUCGACCACACUUGACCCUAAUAUACCAAAAGAGAAUCUUGGUAUCAUAGUACAAUACAAAGUCAAAGUGCGCAUUAUCGUGGCGUAUGGAGGGGACUUGACAUUGGAAUUACCAUUUAUGCUUACGCAUCCCAAGCCUAUUGAAGAACCUACCCCACCACCCACACCAUCCAAACCUCCAAACGAACAAGCUGCUGCCGGUGGAGAAAAUUCUGAAGCAUCCGCGGCAAUUGAUCAUAACUUGAUAGACUUUGAUACAGACGGUCCAGACAAACACGAUAAGGAUGAUUUGAUUUUCGAAGAUUUUGCGCGUCUGAGACUAAAGGGGACUGAUCUUACCGAGUCAGCAGAUGCGUAAACCCAAGAUUACCGCUGACUGAUCGUUUUGAGUGAUCGUUYUUUUCACGCUAGCUAUGCACGUAAAUACAUGAGGUGUUUUGCCGGAAUUAGUGUCUGCGAGUAACGACUGGCAAUUAAUCAACGAUGGUUUUUUUAAAUUUUACAGUUAUUGUAAGAGGUUAAAUUUUUCGUUUAGGAGUAAGAAAAGGAAACUUCAUUUGCAUCUGGUAGUGUUGAAAUCGACGACUAUGUUAACUCAUUCAGCUAAUUUUAACCCUUGUAUUAUGUAACACUAGCUCUCUAUUCYACAGUUCGAGAAGAUAAGUGUCGUUUCAUAAGUAUGUUUGCUUCGUGACCAUAAUGACCUUGUUAGAAAAGUACCAAGCGUUUCAGCAUGCACAAAGAUGGUAUGUAGAAUAAUUACCCAGGAGAUCAGAAUGACUCGAGUCGUCAGUUAUUGGACGAUAAAAAGGUUACCAGUUCGUACAUUUUUUUUGAUUUAGUUAACAACCUAAACUUUCGUCAUCACUCGACCCAUACAGCCACCAACAGCUCUAGACAACUAUACAAGUAUCUCUAUCUGACAAGUCUAAGUUGGUAGUUCGCUUGAAUACAUCUCUACCAAACUCCUGAAGUUAGGUCUAAAGUAACAUUUAGUCAUUGCGGUUCAAUUCUAAGUUCAUAUAUAAAAACAAGCUAUCAAAGUUAAAAGUAUUUCACGAGACUUUAUUCUAUAUAAAGCUUUGUCAUUACAAGUUUUAAGAUUAUAAGUAUGAUAAUCCUAUUGAAUACCAGUCGUGUGAUUCCCGUGCAGUGAKCCAAGAAAUGAAUUGCAGUGUCUGAAGUUGCAGAAGUAGAUGUUUUAGGACCUCCAGGGCGCUUAGCUACUUUGCCUUUUGAAUUUAACGCUUUUUCUUUGGUUCAAAUCCUUUCGUCCGUCAUUUUUGUACUCCAUUCAGGUGCAAAGUGCUUACCGAUGCCCCUUCCUAGCAGUAAAGUUUUUCGCAUUUCAAUUUCCUCUAAGGGAAGAUAAGAAUGGGCGUAAUGUUUGCCUAUAUCAGACCACGUGUCAUUCCCUUGAGUAUUAUUUCUUUGUUUGAUACGACUCAAACAAAGAAUCUUAAUCUCAAGAGAAUGACAGGUGCUCUGAAAUGAAAAAAACAUUAUGCCCAAGCUAAAAAAGGUCUAUUACACUACUGGCGCAAAAAUAAGUGCAGUGAUUGAAACAUCCAUAGAAGCGAAAUUCUCGUGCCAGGAGGCCUAAAACGUCUGCAAUCUGCUAUUCUCAUGAAUCUCAUGACCAUCCUCAUACCUUUAAAAAUAUUAAAAUUCUAAAAUGAUUUAAGAAGUUAAUUAAUAUUGUUCUAAAUUAUAAAUCGUUAUUCAUAUAGAAAUAAUUUUAGAUUCGAUAACAGAUAAACACUCRGGUCUGUGCAAGUAAACUGUUAAAAAUAGUUUAACCUGCAGUUGAAAAAGCUCUUCUUACGUUCAGUUUCAAUGUGAGGCAUUGGAACUUACCGGCGUUUGCAUUGCUACGCGGCCACCCCAGACACAAAUUGCGACGUGCACUUUGCAAUAGACUGCCGUCGAUCAAACACGUUGACGCCAUUUACACGCGUGUGAUUCAAAAGGCGUCAAAACUUCGGUCGAUUGUUUACAACUAUUAUGAGACACACUCACCGGGCCUAUCCGGGCCGAUCCAAACGCGUGUAAAUGACGUCAACUUGUUUGAUUGACGGCAGUCUAUUGCAAAGUGCACGUCGUGAUUUGUGUCURGGGUGGCCGCGUAACAAUGUAAACGCCGGUAACACAGUCGACCAAAAAAAACACUUCACCGAAAAACAUUGAAAAAAGCAUUCAUGUAUUUCACGACAAACAGAAUCGAUGUCAGUUCUGUUAGUUAAGCUUUUGUUGAGCUAAGGUGGAGCUUUACCCAAGUAUUGUAUUAGGUCUGUCCGCGUACAAAAACGGUAAUUAACUUACAUGGAUGCUAAAUGUGAAGGGAGCUAUUCAGGUGCCAGUAUCAAUACAGUAUACCAUUUAAAAAAGCAAACUAAUUCCUCUUAGUAACAAAGAGUAAUAUGGAUGAGUAUAAUAAUAAAUGAAGUAUUGUUUGAA
This is a messenger RNA of Actinia tenebrosa (Australian red waratah sea anemone), 3728 nucleotides long. Its product is annotated as beta-arrestin-1. Gene Ontology annotation, biological process: signal transduction; G protein-coupled receptor internalization. Gene Ontology annotation, cellular component: cytoplasm. NCBI's taxonomy places the organism in Eukaryota, Metazoa, Cnidaria, Anthozoa, Actiniaria, Actiniidae. The record is from RefSeq and is a predicted model, not a curated record. Gene Ontology annotation, molecular function: G protein-coupled receptor binding.